UAAUCAAGUAUAGAAUUCUGUUGCCCCUGGAUUCUGUGGGAGUGUCUUUUCCCUGACUGGACUCUCUCCUUUCAAUGGGAAUGAGUUAUUGAAACGAAUAAAUAGCUGAUAACACAUCAGGAGCUGGUACUGAAUUUUGGGCUAAGAGGUGACAACACUUUACAAGAGAAACCAAGACACCACUACAAUGGCGGGGAAGCCCAAGCUUCAUUACUUCAAUGGAAGGGGAAGGAUGGAGUCCAUCCGGUGGCUCUUGGCUGCAGCUGGGGUAGAGUUUGAAGAGAAGUUUAUAGAAACUCGAGAAGACUGGGAUAGGAUAAGAAAAGAUGGGAGUUUGAUGUACCAGCAAGUGCCCAUGGUUGAGAUUGAUGGGAUGAAGUUGGUGCAGACCAGGGCUAUUAUCAACUACAUUGCCAACAAACACAACCUCUAUGGGAAAGACAUGAAAGAGAGAGCCCUGAUUGAUAUGUAUGUGGAAGGUGUGGCAGAUUUGAAUGAAAUGACCAUUGUUUUCCCCGUGCAUCCACCUGGGGUAAAAGAAACAAAGCUUUCUGAGAUCAAAGACAAAGCAAAGAAUCGCUAUUUUCCUGCCUUUGAAAAGGUGUUGAAGAGCCACGGACAAGACUACCUUGUUGGCAACAAGCUGAGCAAGGCUGACAUUCUCCUGGUUGAACUUCUCUACAACGUGGAAGAGCUCGACCCCAGUGCAAUCGCCAGCUUCCCUCAGCUGCAGGCCCUGAAAACCAGAAUCAGCAACCUCCCCACCGUGAAGAAGUUUCUGCAGCCUGGCAGCCAGAGGAAGCCUCCUACAGAUGAGAAAACGAUAGAGGAAGCAAAGAAGAUGUUCAUGUAAUAAAGCAGGUGUAGAAAUAAGCCCAUGUUAUCCAGUCUUCUGAAUGAAGUAUAUCCCUUAUAUUCUGAUCCUGGUUGUUGUGAAACUAAUAAACCUGUUUCAAAUGA
Molecule: messenger RNA, 960 nt
Organism: Oryctolagus cuniculus (rabbit)
Lineage: Eukaryota; Metazoa; Chordata; Mammalia; Lagomorpha; Leporidae
Product: glutathione S-transferase alpha I
Biological process (GO): glutathione metabolic process; xenobiotic metabolic process
Cellular component (GO): cytosol; extracellular exosome
Molecular function (GO): glutathione transferase activity
Source: RefSeq, a predicted model, not a curated record